UAUGUUGCCCUACAUUCGCGGCGUGCAUUUUUCGGUUGCACAUGGCAACGGCGCGAGUCAAAACAAAGUAGACGCCGUUGGAGUUGUCAUUUCUCGGUGAGUUUAUUUCCGUCCGCAAUUUUCUGUAGAUGUUAUUGGCUUGAAAGUUUACUUCAACAAAACCAAAAAAUAUGGACGUGGAUGUGGACGAUUUUAUACGGCGAUCAUCGACGAGCUACAACUUCCAGUACAUCAACGUGACCAAUUUGGACCGAAUAAUUCGGAACGUUCAGCGAAAUUCCGAUGCAAAGGUCGAUUUAAAAUCCGUAAAUGAGGUUCCUUCGAUCCCGCAACAAAAUGGAGCCACUCGACUGUUGUCCGAGGACGAGAUCAACGAUAUUUUACGUGCAGCAGAAGAGGAUCUGCAGGAUCAAGGCACCGGAUGCGUUGAAUCAUCGACGGCAGACGAUCAAAAAGAUUUGGAGCUCGAUCGAGAGGAUUGCGAUAGUGAUCAUACCGUGACUUCGGUUCCUUCGCCUGUUUCCUCCAUGUCUUCUAUCAUCAUGGUGAUGUCGUCCAAUGAGUUGAGAGAACGCCACUCAGAUGAAGCGGCCGACAUUGAAGAUAAUUUGAGAUUCGAAGACGACGAGUACACUCUGAACGAAUUCGCGUUCAGUUCCAGUGAAUCCCGUUUACAUAUUGAAGACGAUAGACAAGUUCAAAAUUCGAUAGACACGUGUUUUGAGUUUAUGGAUUCGGAAUCGAUCAUUGAAGAAGUGAUAUUGGAUAAUGACGAAGAACGAGAUGGCGACUCUGAAGGAUCCGUUAAUGUAGCGCCGAUUAUUAGAGUUCGAUCGCCAGUCAAACCGGCAUCGGCAAUGAUAAAGACUUAUGAACAAGAGCGCGAAGAACCCAUCAAUCAGGUAGAACCCGUGUUGGAUUUUGCUGAGAUUGAGCGGAACAAUUCGAAGCGAAAUAAAACGCCAAUGAGACAGAAGAUCCCUUCUUUAGAACGAGUACGACCUCCUUCGAGAAAAUCGCUUGUGGAGGAGUUUGAUACAUUCAUCAAAAUCACUGAAUUGCAGAAGAAAAUUUGUUUUAUGAUCGAUGAUGUACGUCAUUCUCUGGGAAAAGUUGACGAACCUGAAGAUGAACUUGAGUUCAAAAAGCGGGAAAAACGAACAGCGGAAUUCCUCAUUCGGUUUCAACGAAAUUACCUUUAUCAGAUCAAUAGACUAGAAGAAGACGUUUGUGUGUUAUCCAAAAGCUCCUCGGAAUUCGCUCAAAAGGUUUACCAAUUGUACAAAUUGAUAUACCAAGGUCUCAAAUUCUAUUUAAAAAAUAUGAAGUAUUUUGUGAUAAGUGUCAGUCCGGAAAAAUUGUGGUCGCUUGUAAAACAAAUUAUGAGUUCAACAAAGUUGUGUGUGCAAAAAGAAAUCUUCGACGAAGAUGAUUUGAUCGUAGAAGAAAUUUUUGAAAAGUGUCAUCAGCUGAGAAGAAGCCUAAAAGACGAAGCCAACAAGCUAAAGCGUAAAUCCAACCGGGUUCAGUCUUCCAAAUCACAUCCAGUCAAACCAGCCGCCGCCAUGCAAGUUCCAAAACUGUCGAUGUAUGGAACAAAAAAUGCUACACAGAAGCGACGUGUGCCGCAGCGGAAAAGCGCACCCACGCCCACCAAAACUGCCAAAAGUCAUAAAUCGGACUCCCCAAAACCCCCGUCCUCCAAAGAUGUUCUCAAAAAGACACCUCGAGGUCGAAUAAUUGCUGUUCCGAUGACAAAAUCCAGCUCUUCCUCGCUUGGGCAAACAAAGAGCGCAACUCGGGUUCGAUCUGCUGUGCGAACGCCUGCGAAAACAUUAGACGAUGUCGUCACGCUGAUCCAGCAGCAAACGGACCCGUUGGCCGACUCUCGCCUGUUGAAGGAAGUGUCCAGUGCGUUGACGAAGAUGUCCUCCAGCCGAGAUGCAGCUAUAAGCCCGGAAGUGAAUCAGCAGUUGCACCAACUCAUCAUGGAAACCAUCCAGAACAUCACCAAGCAGCAGCUGAAACAGCUGAUCCCUUCCCUCGAGCGUGCUACUGCUGCCAAGUCUAGUAAUCACAAUCACCAAAACGAUCGAGCCGGCACGACCGGAGAGGAACCAUCCGUAGCGACCGAAGUUACGGGUGCAACUGACCAGACCAACCGUGUGGAAAAACGCUUUUCCGACCAGAAACCUAGCUCCGCCGAUCGGAGGAAAAGCAAAGACGACAACGGCAACGGCCACGGAGAUGGGACAGGCAGAGGAAAACGCGCGCAGUGCACCCCGAUCCGUGAUUGCGUGGGCGACAGUCAGAGUAGCGAUUCCGGUAAGAUGGUGACGCCGGCUGCAGUUCCAGCCAUCCCGCCCAAAGGUGUUGAUUUGGAGAUUAGCGGUGGAAAAAUGUUCGCCAAUGAAAUGCAAAAUGAACUAGCGACGAAUAACUACCGCAAGACUGUCGGAAGUAUCGUGUCGUCGGAGACCGUUAGCAGGUUGACCGGAUCCGGGGAGACGCGCAGUGGGCGGCUCGAGGAUCGGAAACGAAGCACGACUGGUGGCGACGCCCGUCAGCAGAAAAUAAACUACUCCCAUAAUUUGCAAUAUCUGGAGAUCGUUUCGCCACCGGAGGACGAACGGGCCGUGCACGCCAAGCCGGGCAGCAUUCCGGAGGUCCAGUCGCACAUGAAUCUGGCCGAAGAGGUGGCCCGGAGGGAACGUUACCAGCGGAGACGGGAGCUGUACGGACAGCUCAAGAAGCAAGUAUGUCGCGAUCGGAUGCGCACACUACGGCGAAUGGCAGAAAACCCUAUCUAUGUGAACGGUCACUUCGAUAAACCUUGGCAGACGGUUUCGCACAUUUCCGAUCAGUUGGUCGACGAGCUAACGGAGGAAACGGUCCGCCAGGGGUUGGAUUUUGGGGAAUCGUCGUUCGUGGAGGAGUUUCUGCGUAUGCAGCUUGAUGGAUGACGGCAGCGGUGAAGGGUGUGCGAGGCCGAUGGUGAUAGAAUGUGGGAGUAUUUAUUUUGGUAGUUGUUUUCUUGUCAUAGGAAUUGUUAAUUGAAUAAAA
Messenger RNA from Armigeres subalbatus, 3063 nucleotides. RefSeq lists its product as uncharacterized. The coding region runs from base 171 to 2963 and encodes 930 amino acids. The transcript is spliced from 4 exons. The record is from RefSeq and is a predicted model, not a curated record. Lineage: Eukaryota; Metazoa; Arthropoda; Insecta; Diptera; Culicidae.